Funneliformis geosporum is the source of this 1299-nucleotide messenger RNA. NCBI's taxonomy places the organism in Eukaryota, Fungi, Glomeromycota, Glomeromycetes, Glomerales, Glomeraceae. The record is from the annotation of a GenBank genome assembly.
AUGAGCGAAGACAUCAUCAUGACAGCCGACUUGACGAAAGGUUUAUUGAGGGAUCUUAAAAAACUUCAUGAAUUUGAUGAGGAUUAUAAUGUCAUCCUCAAAAUUGGUAGAGGGUUCGACAUAAAUAGUUUUAAUGCACAUACGGUAAUAUUAAAAGCCAGGUCACAAUAUUUUAAAAAUGUCUUAAAGGAUCUUAAAAAGAACAAGUUAUUUAAGAAAGAAAAUGUUCUCACUUUGGAAGUACCUCAUAUCUCUGCUGAUGCUUUUAAAAUUGUUUUAAAAUAUAUUUACACAGGAACCAUUUCCUUGAAUGAUAUCACGAAUCAAGAAUCCGUGUUUUUCAUGCUUGACUUGAUAAUUGCGGCCGAUGAAUUAGAACUUUACGAUUUAGUGGAUUACUUACAAGAUUAUAUUAUCGAAAAUCAUUCAGAUUGGGUUAAAGAUAAUUUAAUUAAAAUUUAUCAAAUAUCAUAUGAUAUUAAAAAUUGGGAUCUUAAUGUUUUUACGAAAUUGCGAGAUAGAUUAAGUAAUUUAAUUCAGUUUAUUCGAUUCUUUACCAUACCCGCUGCUAAUUACAUUGAAGACAUUCGUCCUUAUGGAAUGGUAUUACCAGAAAAAUUGAAAGAAGAUGUAGAAAAAUAUUAUAUCAUGCCAAAUAGUAAACCACCCUCACAUGCGCUACCACCGAGAAUUUUGCCUAAUAAGGUUACGGUAGACUCAACUGCUUCGGAACCAAAACUUUGGCCUGAUGAUUUUAACGAUUGUGAUAAUAAUGCUAAAGUGCCUGAAACCGAUUCACAGUCCUCCCGAGAUAGUUUAUUAUCACCAAGUCCCGACAUAGAUUUCGAUUCUGUAUUAAUUAACAAAAAUCAAAUUAAACUUAUAUCACGUUGGAUAGUUGGAAGUCAUAAUUUAGGAAUUCACGGUGGCAUAAAUAAUAUAAAUAGGUUUAUUUUAUUGACAAGGGGAAAUAGGGAUGGCAUGUCAGGAGACGGUUUUCACUCGCGAUGCGAUAAUAAAGGACCAACCAUAGUGUUGGCAAAAGUUGACAAGACUAAUGUUAUUGUUGGAGGAUAUAAUCCCAAUUCAUGGAGUAGUUCUAACAAGUGGAUUGCGACAAAUCAAUGUUUUAUAUUUUCAUUCAAGUCUGACGGGUACAGAGAAGGAAUUGAUGAUAUUAUUCUGAGUAGAAUAAAAAAUCCAAACGUAGCGAUUUUUGACGGGGAUAGUAAUUACGAUAUUGGAUUUAGUGAUCUACAAUUAUUUUCCGGGAAAUACGAACAUAAAAGAAACUUAUGA